Molecule: messenger RNA, 3356 nt
Organism: Hypanus sabinus (Atlantic stingray)
Lineage: Eukaryota; Metazoa; Chordata; Chondrichthyes; Myliobatiformes; Dasyatidae
Product: type 2 lactosamine alpha-2,3-sialyltransferase-like
Exons: 10
Coding region: 331-1353 (340 amino acids)
Biological process (GO): glycolipid biosynthetic process
Molecular function (GO): beta-galactoside alpha-2,3-sialyltransferase activity
Source: RefSeq, a predicted model, not a curated record
CCUCAGGAGAAUAUGAAGUGAGGUCAUUGCAGGAGCAGCUGAGAACUACAGAGUUAAAGUGUUUUCUGGACACGUGCCAGGGCUGGCGAAGGUCACAGCUCGUGAGUGACUGUCUCUACAGAAUUAAGUUUGAAAUGAUGAUGGAGAGACUGGAGAAAGUUGAUCUGGAAGAAGUCAUGAGGAAGAAAAAGGUGGAGGGAAGUGCAGUGAAUACUGAACAAGAGGCUGAAGAGACUGCAGGAGCAGUGCAGGCCACGUCUUUCCGUUUGGAGAAGAUCAAACAGCAGCUACCGAUCGCAGAAAUGAGGAAGAAUACAGAUUCCAUGGAUAAUGUGCUGGAUGUGUGUUCUUGGAAGCAUGAAGAGGUGGCGAUACAUUAAGUUGAUGAUGGUGUUUCUGCCGGUUCUAUCCCUAUUCUUCUAUUACGUAUUUAAUGAUAAAAUUAAAUACGUGUGGAAUUUCACCUGGUUUCUGCAAUCUUCUGGAUUGCUGAAGACUGAUGCUCCUCCAAUUAGGUCUAAAAACAGGAACCCGUUCUUGUGUCCUUCAGACAUCAGCUUCAAAAGUUGGCCUGCUAAUAAUAAGGCCAUGCCAGAAACCCCACCAUUUGGCACAUUGACCGCAGAAAGAUAUUUCCUAGAAGUUCUUGGAAACUUGCAGCGUUGUGAUCUUCCCGAUCAACUGAAGAACUCUCCUUUUCUGAAAUGUAUCGUUAUUGGCAAUGGAGGAGUACUUCGAAAUCGGAACUUGGGGGAAAAAAUCAACUCCUAUGAUGUUGUCAUCAGAUUAAACAAGGGCCCGGUGAUUGGAUAUGAAAAUGAUGUUGGGAAUAAAACAACAUUUAGGUUCUGUUACCCAGAAUCUUUCUUUAAUGACCGUAGCCAGCAUGAUGUCAACACAACAAUUGUCUUCAUUCCCUUUAAGUCUGUAGAUUUGAGAUGGUUGAAAGAAGUGCUCCUAAAGAAGAAAGUGUCCUUGCGUGGCUUCUGGAAAAAACCACCGUUGAAUCUUAUUUAUAAGAAUAAUCAAAUUAGGAUACUAAACCCUUCUAUCGUCCAGAGAGCAGCUUUUAAAUUAUUGAAUCUUCCAAAAACGGUUCCAUGGCUAAAGCCACCUCAAUACCCAACUACUGGAAUCAUUGCAAUAUCGAUGGCUUUUACCAUGUGUGAUGUGGUUCAUAUAGCUGGCUUCAAAUAUGAUGCUAAGAAUCCUAAUAGUACUUUACAUUAUUAUGGGAAAGAAAUUAUGUCAUCUAUGAAUAAGAUGGUCUAUCAUGAUGUUAGAGCUGAACAACUACUUUUGAAUGACUUGAGAUCAUCCAAUAGAAUCUUUGAUUUGACUGGAAAUUUUUGAAAAACCGGUUUGCCUUUCAUCUUGACAAAACCACUGUGAAACUAAUAUUGAUGGACCAUAGCAUCUCAUUGUCUUGAGCUUCCUUCACCUGUACUGAGAACACAAACCUCGCAUUACUGGACUACAAAAAUGUUGGCACAGAUGACUGGAGCAUGCACUUCACAGCUUUGAGGUUGACAAAAAUUGUUGUGGUUGAAACAGGAUUUUCAAACUCUUUUUGAAACUCUUCUUAUGUUCUUAAUAUUUAUUGUUUUUUUUGUAUUUACACAGUUUUCCCACAUCCUGAUUGUCCAUCCUGAUGGAUGUGGUCUUUCAUUGAUCUUAUUGUGUUUCUUGUAUUCAUUGUUGAUUGUCUGCAAGCAAAUGAAUCUCAGGAUUGUAUAUUGUGACAUAUGUACUUUGAUAAUUUACUUUGAACUUUAAUAAAACCAAACUGUGUUCCUGUGAAAGUAAGGUUAGUGACAAAAUGUUUCAAUGACUGGGUAUUAGAGCUAACAAUGAAAACAAUAGAAUCAUCAUUGUGAAACCUUUAAACUGGUAAUGGAUAAGGGAGACUUUAGACAUUUAAGCCAGAAAUCUAACCAAGUCCUAUAUGGGAAAUUAUGUGUAAUAACUGCACUGCUCAGGUAUAUUCUCUACCACCAUUUUGUCUGUUUAAAACUGGAAUUUUAUGCCUCUAUAACUUUCCAUCUCCCUGUCUCCUCAGCAUGCUUCCCAAGCCCACUAAUAUGACCAAGUGUUUGAUCAUAUGUGGUUCAUUUUGCUCUUUCACCUGAGAAAGUUUGGUGAAUUUCAUCUACUUAAAAUAUUUUUAAAGGCAAUAAACAAAGAAUUUGAUUGCAUUGAGCUGAUGAAAUAAUUGUUGAAAAAUUAUGGGGGUUACCCUGAGUAGCAGUACUUCUGUCAAAUUGACGUAGUUACUUUGCGAAAGUCCCUCAGUCCAGUACCAAUGUGUGCUUAACUUAGAGGCAAUGAUUUCUAUGUUUCCCACAAAUUGAACUGGGCAGUGUGAAUGUACUGGGAAAAAAUUGGUUUUAUUUAAUACCAUUGGCUUAAAAUGCACUUAGUUGCCUUUAAGUUCUUAAAGUGGGUGUUCUUGAAUGCUAAUGAAUUGGUUUUGAAAGUCACAAAGGGAUGUGGCCUUUGUGCAAAUGAGAACUACUCUGUGAUUCCUCAAACAAAGUGAGACAUCACUUGUUCUGCUGAACCAAACCCUUGUCCAGACAGCCAGCCUGCCAGAGUGAGGCUGGGACCAUGCCAGUAGAAAUGAAGUACAUGGUAGGUGACCUUGGUCAGUGGCAGAUCCCAGCCUAUUGAUCUUGUAGAAGUUGAGAAAGUGACUAGACAAUUAUAAGUGAAAUUUUAAAAAAAUAUAAAUGCCAAAUUGAAGGUUUGAUUGCAGAAAGAAUGCCCUUUCAAGUUACAUUUGGAAUAAUAAGAAAGAUCCUUGAAUUGAAGCUGAAAAUAUUUUUUAUUUCAUACAGUAAUUCCUAAUUUGGUACAAAAUCUUUUUAAUAAUACAGAACAAGUGUUAGUUAUGGGCUUAAAGAAGUAUGUUCCAUUACAUUCAGAGUGUUAAUGCAAUUUUUCAAAAAUGAAACCUUAGUUCUGACUGAUAAUUCACCAAUAUGUUGUCUUUUUUUUUAGAUGUGUUCAAUUCACAGCUCACAUUGACCUUUUAAGCUACUGUAUUUUUGCAUUUUUUUUUCUGAUAGCUCCCCUCAGCAUGGAAAGGUAUGUAGAGGAAUUGCUUUUGAAUUCUGGUUAUGGAGAGAAGUGACUAAUUCCCCUUACCUUUUAAGUCUGCCCUUUCUCUGAGGGGCUUAUGUUUGGAAGAUGAAGAUGUGGUACAAGAUAAUGUAGGUCAUGACAUUGUAUGUUCGUAUGAUAACCUAUCUGUUAAAAAUAUCACUGACUACUUAGUUAGUGUUAAUAUUGUAAAAUCGUGAUCUGAUGAGAGCAAAAAAAAUCUUAUAACUGCAAAUCAUGAUGCAAAACACCAA